Molecule: messenger RNA, 1602 nt
Organism: Ficedula albicollis (Collared flycatcher)
Lineage: Eukaryota; Metazoa; Chordata; Aves; Passeriformes; Muscicapidae
Gene: TMEM165
Product: transmembrane protein 165
Exons: 6
Coding region: 1-936 (311 amino acids)
Biological process (GO): Golgi calcium ion homeostasis; calcium ion transmembrane transport; Golgi calcium ion transport
Cellular component (GO): Golgi apparatus
Molecular function (GO): manganese ion transmembrane transporter activity; calcium ion transmembrane transporter activity
Source: RefSeq, a predicted model, not a curated record
AUGUGCUGGGACAAGCUUUCUCAGCCAUCCCCGCUCAGGGAGGUGAACAUCGGCACGGAGACCUCGGGCCUUGCUUUUGAUCGUAGAUACCUUACUGUGUGUAGAAGUAAACACUGCGGACGAGUGUUUAGGAUUUGUUGUGUCAUUUUCUCUCCCCGUUUCUUACAGAAAGGCUCCUCGCUAGUUGCUCCAGUCCACAUUGUCAGUGAAGAGUCAGCUGACAAGACUAACCUGGGCUUUAUUCAUGCCUUUGUGGCUGCUAUCUCGGUCAUCAUUGUGUCGGAGCUGGGGGACAAGACCUUCUUCAUCGCGGCCAUCAUGGCCAUGCGCUACAACCGCCUGACUGUGCUGGCUGGGGCCAUGCUCGCCCUGGGGCUGAUGACGUGUUUGUCAGUUUUGUUUGGCUAUGCCACCACGGUUAUUCCUCGUGUGUACACAUACUAUGUGUCAACAGCACUGUUUGCAAUCUUUGGCAUCCGAAUGCUUCGGGAAGGCUUGAAAAUGAGUCCAGAUGAGGGGCAGGAAGAGCUGGAGGAAGUUCAAGCAGAAAUAAAAAAAAAAGAUGAGGAACUUCAGAGAACUAAACUGUUAAAUGGACCAGGAGAUGUGGAAUCUGGGCCAGGCACCACUAUACCUCAGAAGAAGUGGCUACACUUUAUUUCACCAAUCUUUGUUCAAGCUUUUACGUUAACAUUUUUAGCAGAAUGGGGCGAUCGUUCCCAAUUGACAACCAUAGUCUUGGCUGCCAGAGAGGACCCCUAUGGUGUGGCAGUAGGAGGAACAGUGGGACAUUGCCUAUGCACUGGUCUAGCAGUUAUUGGAGGGAGAAUGAUAGCACAAAAAAUUUCUGUUAGGACUGUGACAAUCAUAGGAGGAAUUGUCUUCUUAGCAUUUGCAUUUUCUGCACUAUUUAUAAGUCCAGACUCUGGUUUUUAAAAUUUUUCAAUGCUGUAAAAGAACAAGGAUUGGAAGCAUCAAGCAGUUAUCCUUGUGCAUUUUUGUAUAUAAUGUACAGAAUUAGUAGUUAAACAAGUGCUGAAGAUGAGACACUGAACUUUUUAUAGCGGAUGAUUCAUGGGACUGAUGCAUUUAUGGACAGCUUCUGCAGUGGAGAUCUGCUUAUUGUCUGGCUUGUUUGUGCUGUGGUGCCUGCUCCCAUGGUGGGAUUUGAGUGGUUUUCUCACUUGCUGGACCUGGCUCAGCUGAGUUCAAGGAUCUACUCUCCGAAGUACUGAGAAUUCCUCUUUUCUUCCUCUGAUACACACAACCACAUUUCCUGCUUUUUCAAGAGCAGAUUCUUCAGGCCUCUUGAAGCAGACUGUGUUAAGGAGAAAACUGCUGGCUCCCACCUCCAAAGAUAGUGGUUCCAUGGUGCACCUGAGGCUGGAUAAUCUAAGCAACAAGAAAUCUGGGAGCAGUCCCUAUGCCAUCCAGUGGCUGAGCCAACCAAGAGAAUGUUAUAAACUUAAUUUAGAGGGAAAACUUCUUAAUCAGGGAUUUUUAUCAGGAAACUGAUGUGGGGUGAUUAACAACCUACUGUGUUCAAUAUGCAAUCUGGCUGGAGCUAGUAUUAUCUGACUUUUUUUUUUUUUUUUUUUUUUU